Molecule: messenger RNA, 2844 nt
Organism: Aspergillus melleus
Lineage: Eukaryota; Fungi; Ascomycota; Eurotiomycetes; Eurotiales; Aspergillaceae
Product: putative DUF221 domain protein
Exons: 3
Coding region: 1-2844 (947 amino acids)
Cellular component (GO): plasma membrane
Molecular function (GO): calcium-activated cation channel activity
Source: RefSeq, a predicted model, not a curated record
AUGGAUUCUAAUCCCCUUGAGCGCCGCGAGGGCGGCGCGGAUCAAUUCCUCGAUCUCAUCCAGGAUCCGUUCAAAUCAGCUUUUCAAGUGAAAGCUGUCUGGGCCUCCUUGGCUACCUCCGCGGGCCUCGCUAUCAUCCUCGCCUUGCUCUUCUCGCUCUUUCGCCCUCGACACUCGGUGGUUUAUGCCCCUAAAGUCAAGCAUGCCGACCGCAAACACACUCCGCCUCCCGUGGGAAAGGGUCUUUUCGCCUGGGUGAAACCGGUUCUGAGCACCAGAGAGCAGGAGUUGAUCAACAUCGUCGGUCUCGAUGCCGCCAUUUUCCUGCGCUUCACCAAGAUGUGCCGCAACGUUUUCAUCCUGCUCAGCAUCAUCGGCUGCGGCAUCAUGAUUCCCGUCAAUAUCACUCAGAGUGACGGCAACGGCAAUGACCUUUCCGUGUUUUCCACCAUGACUCCGUUGAACGUCAAAUCGAAUGCGAUUUGGAGUCAAGUCGUCUGCGCCUGGACCUUCGAUAUCAUCAUCGCCUACUUUCUCUGGAGGAACUACAGCGCCGUCCGAGCACUCCGCAGGGCUUAUUUCGAAAGUUCGGAUUACCAGCGCAGUCUGCACGCCCGGACUUUGAUGAUCACCGAUGUUCCUGCCUCGGCCCGAUCCGACGAGGGUGUGAUGCGCCUGGUCGACGAAGUCAACCCUACCGCCGCCGUACCCCGAGCUUCCGUUGGCCGUAAUGUCAAGGGCCUCCCCGCUUUGAUCAAGGAACACGAGGAAGCGGUGCGGGAGCUCGAGUCGGUGUUGGCCAAAUAUUUCAAAAACCCGGAUAAAUUACCCGUCAAUCGGCCGACUAUGCGGCCCCCGCGGAAAUACCGAGGCGACGGCGUCAAGGGCAAGGUGGAUGCCAUCGACUUCUUGACCGACCAAAUUCAACGGCUAGAGGAAGAAAUUAAGCAUGUGCGCGGGUCCAUUGACAAGCGUAAUGCGCUCUCUUUCGGCUUCGUCAGCUGGGAAAUGAUUGAGCAUGCGCAUGCGGUGGCCUACACUGCGCGCAACAAGCAUCCUCAAGGCACCACCAUCCGUCUGGCUCCCCGGCCGAGCGACCUGAUCUGGGAAAACCUGCCGUUGUCGAAAUCGGCUCGCAAAUGGAAGCGGUUCAUGAACUGGAUCUACUCGGCCAUCUUGACGGUGAUUUGGAUCGUUCCCAACGCCCUUAUCGCCGUCUUCUUGUCCAACCUGAACAACCUGGGUUUGGUCUGGCCGGCUUUUCAGACCUCGCUGAGCGGCCAUUCCGAGGUCUGGGCCGCCGUGCAAGGUAUCUUGUCGCCUGCCAUUACCUCUCUUGUCUACAUCCUUCUGCCCAUUAUCUUCCGUCGGAUGGCCAUCCGGGCCGGCGACGUGACGAAAACCUCGAGAGAACGGCACGUGCUUCACAACCUGUACGCCUUCUUUGUUUUCAACAACUUGGUUGUCUUCUCCCUCUUCUCCGCUGCAUGGACCUUCAUCGCAACGCUCGUCAAGUCGAACAGUGGCGAAGAUGCCUGGAACACCAUCAAAGGCGGAGAGCUCUACGGGAAGGUGAUGGGCGCCCUCUGUCAAGUCUCGCCGUUCUGGGUGACCUACCUCUUGCAGCGAAACCUCGGAGCGGCCAUCGACCUCGUCCAGCUGGUGAACGUGUUCUGGGUCUGGUUCUCCAAGACCUUCCUGGCCCCCACGCCCCGGCAGGCUAUCGAGUGGACGGCGCCGCCACAGUUCCAAUUCGCCAGCUACUACAACUACUUCCUGUACUAUGCGACGGUCGCUCUCUGCUUCGCUACGUUGCAGCCCAUCGUUCUUCCGGUUACCGCGCUGUACUUUGGCAUGGAUGCCAUCAUGAAGAAGUACAUGCUGCUCUACGUGUUCGUGACGAAGAACGAAUCCGGCGGACGUUUCUGGCGGGUCGUGUUCAACCGGUUGGUCUUUGCGACGAUCCUCGCCAACGUGGUGAUCGCCCUGGUGGCCAAGGUGCGCGGCACCUGGACGAUGGUCUUCUGCGUAAUCCCGCUUCCCUUCCUGAUGCUGGGCUUCAAGUUCUACUGCAUGAAGACCUUCGAUGGCGACAUCAAGUAUUACAACCGAGCCAACCUCAGCGAUGCCGAAGCUCUGGCAGUGGGCAAAUCCAGCAAGAAGGCCGCCGAACGACUCAACUCGCGGUUCGGCCAUCCCGCCCUCUACAAGCCCCUGAUCACUCCCAUGGUGCACGCGAGGGCGGCCGACGCGCUGAGCCGCAUCUACCGGGGCCGUCUCGGCUCGGUGGGCCCGGAGGGCGAGUACUCGGAUAUCGCCAUGAACCCCAUGUCCACGUCGCAGCCGGGCAAGAAGAUGGACGCUCCCUCGAACGCCCCCUUCGAGGUCGUUCCGGAAAACCACCUCGACUUCUCCUACUACAAGGAUCGAUCCGACUUCCGCGACGAAUUUGGCGGCGGCAUCUACGGGCGCCCGGACGACCUCAUUACCGAACGCUCGCACACUCCUCACAGCCAUCUGGGCGGCGAGUGGUCGCCCACCUCCUCGCGUGCAUCCUCUCCGACGCCAUCGCUACCGUCUAUUCGGCCGUACGAUCUGAAUGGCAACGAGCACAUCCACCCAGCGUUCCGCACGCCCUUAAACCGGAUGGAUAGCGGCCCGGUGGGCCAAGGACUCUACCAGCAUGAUGACGAGAGUCAUGCCGGGCUCCUCAGCCAGGCACAAGGGCCGGCAAUCAGCGAGACGACGACGCCGCUGGGUCGAUGGCGAACCGGAGGAUACGGGCCUGUGGAUCAGGACGAACCCAAUUCCACUUCAUACGAACAUUUUCGUGUGCCACGAUAG